Messenger RNA from Exophiala mesophila, 1591 nucleotides. RefSeq lists its product as hypothetical. The record is from RefSeq and is a predicted model, not a curated record. Bases 537 to 1508 code for a protein of 323 amino acids. The transcript has 2 exons. Gene Ontology annotation, molecular function: S-adenosylmethionine-dependent methyltransferase activity. NCBI's taxonomy places the organism in Eukaryota, Fungi, Ascomycota, Eurotiomycetes, Chaetothyriales, Herpotrichiellaceae.
UUAGAAUUUGCGAUGACUAUGGCGAGAAGACGAUGGGCUGGUGUUGAUCUGCUAAAUGCCUUGUUCAGCUACCUAAGUUUUGACCAGUCACCGAACUCAUCUUGGUUGGUUGACACUUUGUGAUAUCCUUGGAGUUCUUUCGAGUCAACCGACCAUGCUGUGGCACUGGUCAAGUUUCUUUUUCCUUCUGUAUCCUUACACCGUUUUCAGCACCGAACAGAAGCCGGAUUUCUGUGAGAAGCAACCCUUGAUUUCGGUGGAUAGUGCCUCGCAGCGACAUUGCGCGUCGCUUGGAUCCUCUCCCUUUCACAAACCAGCGCGUUGCGCGUACCCUAAUGCCCAAGGGCUUGAAGAUUUGAAGAAUUCAGAAGUUAAAGAAAGAUUGCUAGACGCCCUCUACGAUUUCAGUGACUAUGAACAAGGAGUUCUCGAGCACAUCGAACGAAUCCAGUGGUUAUACACCCAAUUUACUCCAGAUGAUGAGAAAGAAGUAAUGUUUCAGUGAGACUCUAUGUCAUGGUGCUACAGGUCUAACAAUGCUUCAGACACUAGAGCGAGUAAUUGGUUACUCAACUUCUUUUGCGAGAGUGAAAAGGCUCAUAGCUCAUAAUUCCGGAAUCUGUCAAGAUAUCGUGGCCUCUGGUCUGGCGACAUAUGGUCUUGAACAAAGCGAGCUCAAUGAUCACAUCCAAGCUCGAAGAUCCAACGAGAGGAAGGUCGACCGCGGGGCGGUUUCACAAGCCUUGAAACAUCUCGUGCGAGACUGGGCCCCACAAGGUGACAACGAGCGAAACUCGGCUUUCCCUCUUAUUCUAGAUACCAUUCUAGAGCACUUCCCUUCCACCUUGACCAGAGAUCAGGUCCAAGUGCUCGUUCCUGGUGCAGGAUUGGGAAGGCUUGCACAUGAGAUUGCUGCCCUUGGACCGCAUCUGGAUGUUACGGCAAACGAGUUCUCAAUGCACGUCAAUCUCGUUUAUCGCUACCUUGAAAAUAACAAGUGCUGCGAUGGACCAUUUACGAUCUACCCUUUUCUCGAGAACUGGUCCCAUCAUAGAAGAAGGACGGAGAUUGAAAGACCAAUCACCGUGCCGGAUACACAAGUUGACAGUUCUGCUGUUACACUGAUAGAAGGAGAUUUUACGGCCAAAUUCAACGAUGCAAGCCAGAGAUUUGAUGCUGUGGUCACCUUAUUUUUCAUCGACACUGCCCGUGAUAUGCUACAAUACCUCAAAUGCAUUCGGAAUGUUCUUCGGCCUGGCGGCUUGUGGAUCAAUUUUGGUCCUUUGCUCUUCAUGUCAGCACCCUUUAUGCAACUCUCAUUAGAAGAGAUUAUACUAGUGUCACAAGACCUUGGCUUUGAAUUCUUAGAGACCACCCCUGGGGCAGGGGAGUUGACUUUGGAAGGUUAUAGAGUCUGGAGUUACGAAGCUCCUUACAACUUCAAUUCUUCGGCUCUCAACAAGUUCGCGUAUCAUGCCCAAUUUUGGGUGGCGCGGCGCUUGGGCUGAGGUUCCUACAUAAUAUCGAUCUACUGUCUAUCUGUAGAUGCUCCCGGUUCUUCUAUACUUCAAGAAUAAUCUCUUCGUUAUUG